AGUUAACCAAACCCAACCACAGUUGUCUAAAAACUUGGACGGCCAUUUUCUUGCCCCAGCCACGUUGCUUGAGCAAUUGCCAGCGAAGAGAAGCGUUCUGAUUGCUGAUCGACGUGUUAUGAGAAUAUAAAAAUGUCGCGUUUCUAUCAACGACCUGAAAAUGCACUCAAAAGAGCAAAUGAGUUCAUUGAAGUGGGGAAACCUAUUCGAGCCUUGGAUGCCCUAGCUGAAGUUAUUAAGAGCAAGAAAUAUCGGUCAACAACUUAUUCAGAAAAAGUGCUAGAACCCAUAAUGAUCAAAUACUUGGAACUUUGUGUGGAUUUGAAAAAGGCGUACAUGGCUAAGGAAGGCUUGUUCCAAUACCGUAACAUGUGUCAAUCUGUAAAUGUUGCAUCAUUAGAAAAUGUUGUACGAUUCUACCUUAAUUUAGCUGAGGAAAAAACAGAAGCAGCACGUCAAGAAUCCCAUCAAGCUGUUGUGGAUAUUGAUGAUCUGGACAAUGUUGCUACUCCUGAAAGUAUACUUCUGAGUGCUGUCAGUGGAGAAGAUGCCCAAGACAGGUCUGACCGUGUGAUUUUGACUCCAUGGGUCAAAUUUCUUUGGGAGUCAUACAGACAGUGUUUAGAGUUGCUUCGAACUAAUUCGAGGGUUGAGAAACUGUACCAUGAUACUGCUCAACAUGCCUUCAAGUUUUGUCUGAAGUAUGCUCGGAAAACCGAGUUUCGUAAGCUCUGCGAGAAUCUAAGGUCUCAUCUUGCUUUGAUGGUGAAAGGAACCCCAUCUGUAACUGCUGUUAAUUUGAGUAAUCCUGAGACUCAACAAAUGAAUUUGGAAACCAGACUCUUGCAACUUGAUUUCGCCAUUCAAAUGGAGUUGUGGCAAGAAGCAUAUAAAGCCAUUGAAGACAUUCACGGAUUAAUGAUAUUGGCUAAGAAAAUGCCCCGUCCUCAACAAAUGGCUCAAUACUAUCAGAAAAUUGCCCUCGUUUUCGGAAAGUCUGGAAAUCAUUUGUUCCACGCUGCAGCUCUGUUUCGGCUUUUCCAACUGUCACGGGACUUGAAAAAAAAUAUUACGACUGAAGAACUUCAAAAACUUGGAUCGCGCGUACUUGUUGCAACUUUAGCAGUACCAUUACCCUCUGCACACCCUGAAUUUGAUCGUUUCAUUGAAACCGAGAAAAGUGCUAUGGAAAAAACGCAAAAACUAGCUACUCUUCUUCAUUUGAAUCAGCCUCCUACACGUAAUGGAUUGAUUAAAGAUUUGGUUCGCCUUGGUGUGGUAGCUACUGCAAUGCCUCAGUUGCAGCAGUUGUAUCAUUUCUUGGAGGUAGAGUUCGACCCAUUACAUUUAUGUAACAAAGUCAAGAACAUUCUAGCGUUUAUGGCCGAAGUCGAAGAGACAUCUUAUUUGAACCAAUAUAUUCAUGCCUUGGAAGAAAUCACGCUUACCAGAUUGGUAAAGCAAAUAGCCCAGCUCUACUCGACUAUCCGAUUCGAACGUUUGGUGCAAUUGGCUCCCUUUGCAUCUCCAUUUGACUUGGAACGCAUUGUUGUUAAUGCAGUCCGUCAUACCGAUAUGCAAAUAAGGAUUGAUCACCGUAACAAUUGUCUUCACUUCGGCACUGAAUUAUUUGAAGCUCAACGCGAAGAUUUACCAGAAGGACCGACUCUACAGGCUAUGCCUUCUGAACAGAUACGUACGCAUUUGAUUACAAUGUACUGCGUUCUCAACAAAGCGACAAUUGCUGUUGUUGGUAAUGCUCCUACUAAAGAAGAAAGACAGUUGAAAGUCCAGAUCGCUGCACUUUAUCAUCAAAAUAAAGCUAGAGACCACCACCAACUUCUUAGCCGUCAAAAGAUUAUUGAAGAUCGCAAGGAAUACCUUGAAAAAUUGAAUACUGAACGUGAAGAAGAAGAAGGUCGUCGUCAGGAGGAGCUGAUAAGGCAGCAGUUGCUAGCAGAACAACGCCGUCUUGAAGCUGAGCGACAAGAACGAGAGAGGCUUCGUCAAGAAGCAGAACUUCGCCAAGUUCAAGCAAGGCAUCUCAAAGAGAAGGUUGCUCAGUUUAGCCAAACAGCAAUUGGGCAAAAAGUUAUUAAAAAAAUGGAAGAUGAAGAUAUAUCAAAAUUAGAUCCAGACUUGAUAAUGGCGCGCCAAUUGGAAGAAUUGGAAAAAGAAAGAAAGGAAUUACAAACUAAGUUGAGGAGCCAGGAAAAAAAAAUUGAUCACUUGGAACGCGCCAAACGUAUUGAAGAGAUUCCUCUUUUGGAGAAAUAUCUAGCUGAACGUAAGGUCCAAGAUAAAUUGUUAUGGAAACAGCAAGAAGAAGAAAGAAUUGCCCAACUUCAAGAAGAACGCAAAGUGGCAAUGUUACAUCGUGACCGUUUGAUGCGUAUGCGAGUCGACAAAGAAAAGUUUAUAGAUAACUUGAAAUCGGCUCGUAGAAGCGUUUUUAAAGAGAAAUUGGCUGAAUUUGAAACCAUGUAUGAUACGGUGAGAUCUGACCGUUUAAAACAACGCCGAGAACAGAGACGGGAACAGCGGCGCAUUCAAUGGAUUAAAGAAAAAGAAGAAGCGGAACAAAGAAAGCGUGAUGAAGAAUUGAAAAGACAGAGAGAAGAAGCUGAGCGCAUUGAACAAGAACGCCGCCAGGCAGAACUUGAUGAACUUCGUAAACGACGUGAAGCUGCUGAUCAAGUUUUGUUGAAGCAACGCGAACGCGAACGUGAAAUAGAGGAAAAGCAAAAGCGGCGAGAAGAAGAGGAACGUGAACGGGAGCGUGAAGUCCGUGAUAAAGAAAGAGAGCAUGUGAAUCCAUCGUUGAAAGAACGCCCUUCGGAAUCUAGUUGGCGCAGAGGCCCAGCUGAAAAUUCGGAUGGGAGACAGGCAGAGCCCUACAAACCACCCAAAGAGGCGAAGUGGCGGAAUAAUCGGAGUGAAAAGUAUUCUUCUCGUCCGGAAGCUGAUGAUGUUGAACGUCGUGAUAGGGACGACAGAGAUCGCCGAGAAGUUGAGGAACGUCGUGAUCGUGAAGAUCGUCAAGAUUGGAGGAGUUCCAAGGAAGUGGAACGUCCUCGCGAGAUUCGACAAGACAGAGGUGGGCGCGAUUUCGCUGCUCUUAGAGAUCCUGCUAGAAAAAAUAUGGACAUGGAUCGUCAACCGCAAUUUCGAGAUGAAGAAAAACCUCGUAGAGAUGAACGCGAAAUCCGUCGUGCAGCUCCACCAUUCGCUUCUCGAGACGGCGAAUCGAAUUGGAGAGUUUCUCGUGGGCCGGUAGAACGUCAACCGGACAGAGGAGAUCGCGAUCGUCAACCGGACAGGGGAGAUCGUGAUCGUCAACUGCGAUCUGAUCGAGAGGAUGUAAGUGGGCGUUCUUCACGCCCGGUUACUGAUCGUGAAGAUCGUGAGCGACCUUUAAUUCGCUCAAACGAUCGGGAACGCGAAAAGCCCAAAAUUGAACGAAAAGAGAUCGACGACGAAGGAUUUACUAAAGUGAGUAAUCGACGAUAAACUUUUCACAACAAUUUUGAUGUCUUCCUGAGGAAACUUGAUAAAAUUGGGAGUUUUUCGGUAUUCAGUAUAUAUUUUUUCUUCAUUUCUGUUAGAAUCUUAACAUUAAUCAUCAGCUUUGCCUCAAUCAUUGGAACAGCCAAAUGGUUAUCGAAUACACAAGUUUCCUCAG
This is a messenger RNA of Daphnia pulicaria, 3682 nucleotides long. RefSeq names its product eukaryotic translation initiation factor 3 subunit A-like (gene eIF3a). The coding region runs from base 133 to 3510 and encodes 1125 amino acids. The transcript has 12 exons. The record is from RefSeq and is a predicted model, not a curated record. Gene Ontology annotation, biological process: translation reinitiation; formation of cytoplasmic translation initiation complex. Gene Ontology annotation, molecular function: translation initiation factor activity; mRNA binding. Lineage: Eukaryota; Metazoa; Arthropoda; Branchiopoda; Diplostraca; Daphniidae. Gene Ontology annotation, cellular component: multi-eIF complex; eukaryotic translation initiation factor 3 complex, eIF3m; eukaryotic translation initiation factor 3 complex, eIF3e.